ACCAUGUCAUCAACCAUUAUUCCAUCACUCACAACCUUUUUUUAAUGGAAAUGGUCAUCACUCACCACCACACCCAACAAUUUUCCCCCAACCAACAAUUUCCCUCACAACAAUCAAAACAAUCACGCAUUAAAAAUAUAACGUGUUUUAUGUUUGACGCGUGAUCCAUUGGAGUGGCGGUAGUGUUUUGUACAAGAGCACGUGUGAUAUAUGUUUAUCACGGAGCAAAAGUCUGUCACCUCGGGUGGCCUAAGAGUGGUUUUGUAAGUGGGCCUAUGUUGGUGUUUAUACGUGUAUACCCUAUUAAAAAAAUAUUUAACAUAUACAUAUCGGGUUUUUUUCAUAAAAAAACGUGCCCUUCGAAAUAUUAGCCCCUGGCCGGUGCUCCCCGCCCACCCCAAGGCCGGCCAUGUCAGUUUUAACCGAUUUAAGAGGUAACAAGUUAUUUUCUAGAAUGCUCACUGCUUCUUAAAUAUAUGUUAUUUCAAACAACUUUAAAGACUUAGAAACAAAAUAUAUUAAAGGGACGUUUUCAUGUAAGAAAGUGUAAAGAAAAGGGUGAAAGAUAAAAAUCCUAAAAAAGAAGAUAAAGAAGGCCGUGUUUGAAGUUGAUUAGAAUCCUUAAUUUAAAUUUCAAAUCAAAACCUUAAGAAAUUAAGGACAGAGGUUACUGUGAGAAAUCAGGGGAGGGGUUUCACAUAGAUCAACCUUCGUUUUCUUUACAGCAGGUUAAAAAAUGUCUCAAAAAGUUAAAGGAGCAGCGAUCGGUAUUGAUCUUGGAACAACGUACUCAUGUGCUGCUGUCUGGUUUGAUAGGAAAAAGCGAGUGGAGGUCAUACCUAAUGAACAGGGAAACAAUACCACCCCGUCUUUUGUAGCUUUCAAUGAUUCAGAGUUAUUGGUAGGAGAGGGUGCAAAAGACCAGAUUGCAAGGAACCCUACCAACACUCUGUUUGAUGUUAAGCGUUUGAUAGGGAGCAGAUUCCAUGAUCCUCAGGUGCAAAAGGACAUGAAGUCAUGGCCUUUCAAGAUCAUUGAAGGGCCUGCAGAGAAGCCAACGGUUGUAGUCGAGUUGAAUGGUGAAGAGAAGAAAUAUGCCCCUGAAGAGUUAUCAGCCAUGGUUCUGAAGAAGUUGAAAGAGUGUGCCGAAGCAUUUAUUGGAAGAGAGGUAACAGAUGCUGUGAUAACUGUUCCUGCUUAUUUUAAUAACAAUCAAAGAGAGGCAACAAAGGAAGCGGGAACCCUUGCAGGCCUUAAUGUGUUGCGACUGAUAAAUGAGCCUACUGCAGCUGCAAUUGCUUAUGGUUUGGACCAUAUGGCUGACCAAACAUGGCAUAAUGAUAAAAACGUUUUGGUCUUUGAUUUGGGCGGUGGUACCUUUGACGUGUCGCUUUUGAAAAUCAGUAAAACGGGAGUGAUUGAUGUGAAAGCGGUCGGGGGUGAUACUCAUUUAGGUGGUGAGGAUUUUGAUAGGACACUCGUUAAUUACUGCGUAAAUGAAUUUAAGAAAAAACACAGGGAGGAUCUAAGAAGAAAUCCAAGAGCAAUGGGGAGGCUGAAGGUUGCUUGUGAGAAAGCGAAGAGGGACUUGUCGUCAUCUAUUUUUGCUCCAGUUGAAAUUGAUUGCUUGUAUGAGGGGAUUGACUUUUCCAUUAAAGUCAGUCGAGCCAAAUUCGAGGAACUAAAUGCAAGUUAUUUUGAGAAAUGCAUUAAACUGGUGGAAAAAUGUUUGUUUGAUGGGGAGAUAAAGAAGAAGGAUGUGGAUGAGGUGGUGGUUGUUGGCGGGUCCACUAGGAUUCCAAAGGUACGACGACUGGUGGAAGAGUUUUUCGAUGGGAAGACAGUUUGCAAGAACAUGAAUGGUGAUGAGGCUGUUGCAUUCGGUGCUGCACUCUUGGCUUCAAGGUUAAGUGGAAAUAACGAUAAUGAUAAUGAUAAUGUGGUCUCGGAUAUUGUGUUACAGGAUGUCACUCCUCUUUCGUUAGGAGUAGAAAUCGCGAUAAAAGGAGUGCAUGGUAACAUGUCCGUAGUUAUUCCCAGGAAUACAUCCAUACCCACAUGCAAGAAAGGAAUAUAUCAUUCACUGAUCUACGAAACACAUGCAUGUAUCUCGGUGUAUCAAGGUGAGAGCAACAAAGUUAAGGAAAACAUAUUACUUGGCAGGUUCGAGCUUUGUGACCUUACGCUAGGUUCCAAUGGAAUGUCAAAACUAGAGGUUUGCUUCAACAUUGAUGUCGAUGGAAUCCUUCUAGUCUCUGCAGAGGAAACAUCCACAGGUCAAAGAAAAUCAAUUACAAUUGCUAAGAUCUGAAAUUUGGGGUUUUGAAAAUUAAAGGUUCCACUCACUUAGGGGGUUUUGCUUUUGUUAUGAAAUGCUACAUCCAUAUGUAAAGUGAACAACUUAUUUCGCAUGUUCUAACAAUUAUGUGUUUAUUGAUGUGUCGUUUUGUAAUAGCUUUA
This is a messenger RNA of Helianthus annuus (common sunflower), 2460 nucleotides long. RefSeq names its product heat shock cognate 70 kDa protein. The record is from RefSeq and is a predicted model, not a curated record. Lineage: Eukaryota; Viridiplantae; Streptophyta; Magnoliopsida; Asterales; Asteraceae. The transcript is spliced from 3 exons. Gene Ontology annotation, molecular function: heat shock protein binding; ATP-dependent protein folding chaperone; ATP binding. Gene Ontology annotation, biological process: cellular response to unfolded protein; protein refolding. Gene Ontology annotation, cellular component: cytoplasm. Bases 737 to 2311 code for a protein of 524 amino acids.